AGCACGAAUAGCCGAAUAGGUGGAACUACACACGGGGGACUCUCUGUCAUGAUCUCAUCCUCUUCCUUUUAUCUCUUCCAUUUUUGUCGGGAAAUCUUUCCCUCUUCUCCAGGUUUUCCCAGAAAUUCUCCAACAAAAUAAAAAGGAGGAAGAUUCAAUAAUUCAUUCCCAGAUAGUGGGAUCAAAAAAAUAAAAGCAGCCAUGGCUUCUUCAUCAGAGUUGAAUUCCCCAAUUGUGGCGGAAUUAGAGGCUGCUCACCGUUGGAAGACUUCCCAAUACUUCGUUACUGAAAGACCCUGGCUUGAUCUGUAUGGGGUUAGGGUUAGUCCAGUGGCAGCAUAUGGAAGUGUUAGUAACAAGCCUUCUAUUGAUCCUGCACUUAUCCACCGCACUCUGCCUGAUGAGUUGCUUCACGAGAUCUUUGCAAGAAUGCCUCCUUAUUAUCUGGGAAGAGCAGCCUGUGUUUGUCGAAAAUGGAGAUACGCCAUCCGCAAUCCUGUAUUUUGGCGCAUAACAUGCUUGAAAGCGUGGCAGCUUUCUGGAGUGGUGUACAAUUACAAGGUUUUGCAUUCAAAAUAUGAAGGGUCAUGGAGAAAAAUGUGGCUCUUAAGACCAAGAUUGCGAACUGAUGGCAUUUAUGUGAGUAGGAAUACUUAUAUACGUGCUGGAAUCGCCGAAUGGACAGUUUCAAAUCCAGUACAUUUGGUGUGCUAUUACCGGUACAUCAAGUUUUUCCCCUCUGGAAGAUUUUUGUACAAGAAUUCUUCUCAAAAACUUAAAGAUGUUGCAAAGUUUAUGAACUUUCGAGCAUCUAAAGCUGAGUCUAUUUACCGUGGACAAUACACAUUGACCGACGACAAGGUCGAAGCUGCACUUCUGUACCCUGGUACGAGGCCUACUGUUUUGCGAAUUCGGUUAAGGGUGAGAGGGACAACAGCUGGAGCUAAUAACAGAAUGGAUUUGGUCUCGCUCGUAACCAGUGGUGUUAAUGUCAAUGAAGCAAACCACGAGGAAGACAUGCUUGAUGUAGUCGAAGGAUGGGAAGAUGACGAGACACAUAAUCCUGAUGUUCCUGCAGUGUCGCACAACAGGGGCAUGACUCCUUUUGUCUUUGUUCCGUUUGAAGAGGUGGAAACAUCAGUUGUGAAUCUUCCAGUUGACAAGAUGGAUUUCUUUGUGCCUGACUAUUAACAAGUUGGAAGACACACCCUGUUGUAAUAUCAAUGUAUGUAUGUUCACAAUAAGACCCUGUUUCUCCUCUGGUUAUUUACUGUAAAAUGCUCAACUUUGUAUAUAUGUAAGGUUGUCAUUAAGUUAGUUUUCUCGUUCUGUCGCUGAGAUUGUUUUUAUGGAAUGUUAAGCGACUUCUUAGACAGAAUACGAUGAUGGUAACAUAUAUGAGUAUUAGUAUGUAGUAUUGCAAGAAAAUGAAGGAAACUGGGAAACAGUAAUAUUUAUAAAAUCAAAUGUAUUUUCGAUUACAA
Molecule: messenger RNA, 1484 nt
Organism: Spinacia oleracea (spinach)
Lineage: Eukaryota; Viridiplantae; Streptophyta; Magnoliopsida; Caryophyllales; Amaranthaceae
Product: F-box protein 7
Exons: 11
Coding region: 202-1191 (329 amino acids)
Biological process (GO): SCF-dependent proteasomal ubiquitin-dependent protein catabolic process
Cellular component (GO): cytoplasm; SCF ubiquitin ligase complex
Molecular function (GO): protein binding
Source: RefSeq, a predicted model, not a curated record